GCUGCCCCAGGGAAAGCAGCCCGACCCCGGGAGCCGCGAGGGGGCCGUGCCGAGUGACGCCCGCCGCGCCGCGCCACGCCUCGCCUCGACCCGCCACACAGAUAACACAGUUGACUGUCUAACCUCAAAAGAUAUUUACAGCAAUCCAGUAAAGAUGAUCAAAUUUUUUCUUAUGGUCAACAAACAAGGCCAAACAAGGUUGUCUCGGUAUUAUGAACACAUGGACCUUCGCAAACGGACAAUACUGGAAGCUGAAGUCAUUAAGCACUGCCUUUCCCGUUCUAAGGAGCAGUGUUCCUUUAUUGAGUACAAAGAUUUUAAGCUGGUGUAUAGGCAAUAUGCUGCCCUUUUCAUAGUGGUUGGAAUUAAUGAAACUGAGAAUGAAAUGGCUGUAUAUGAGCUUAUUCAUAAUUUUGUGGAAGUUUUGGACAAGUAUUUCAGCAGAGUGAGUGAAUUAGAUAUAAUGUUCAAACUGGACAGAGUACACAUUAUUUUGGAUGAAAUGGUGUUAAAUGGAUGUAUUGUGGAAACUAACAAGACCAGAAUUCUUGCACCUCUUCUUGUCCUUGACAAAAUGGCUGAAAGCUAGGAAGACCAAGCCAGUGAUGGAUAUAUUUGCACAACAUUCUUCAAACACGGACAGUUAAUUUCUGUAUAUUCCAAAGACUAGUAUUGCUGCUAGCAUUGUGAACCUUUUCCAGACUAAAAUAGGACUGAUAUAAGCAACUGUAAACUCUUCAUUCAGUCUUUAAGAUAACAAACUGUUUCAUUGUGUAACCAGUAAUUCAGUUUGGGACAUAAAUGGAUCCUUAUGGAAUUUUCUCUUUGUUUUCUGUAGGAUAAUACCUGAAAUCAUGCCCAACCACUUUAACACAUGAAGCAGCCUCGGAGUCAAACCAUUGGGCUAGCAAAGUCUACUCUGACCAGCUGCAGCUCUCUAGGGUCUAAGGUCUUUCACAUAACCUCCUAUAAUAUUAGCUUAAGGGCAUCCAAUGAAGUUAGUGGGCAAUAGGUACAUGGCAGACAAAAUGAAAUUCUUGUUAGCUCAAGAAGUAAUUAAAUUGUGGAAUUCACUAUCAGCGGAUGUAAGGAUGGCCACAAGAACUGAUGGCUUUGAAAGGAGGGGGGGGGUUGACGUAUUCAUAGAGGAUAGGUCCAUCAAUAGCUAUUAACUAUGGUGACUUGAGGGAACCUCCAGAAGCAGCAAAGCUCUGAAACCCAGUACAAGGAAACAGUAUAAGGGGAAGGCCUUGGCCUCUAUGCCCUCUUUGUUGGUUGUGCACCAAAACAGGUUGGGCACUGUGUGAAAUAGGAUGCUAGACUAAAGGGACCACUAGUCUGAUCUAGCGGGGCUCCUAUGUUCUUACUUCCUAAUCCUUUCAACUGGAGAUGCUGAGGAUGUAAUACAAACCAGAAGCUCUACCACUUAGCCACAGCCAUGUUGUUCAUAUGUGAACUCACUAGUAAGCUCAGGUCAUCAAACAAGCUUCCACCAAGCUAUGACAAGUUUUCAAAGGGACUGUGCCAGAGAUGAAAGUUCUCUGCAAAAAAAAAAAAAGUAGCUGAAGAUGCAUCAGAAACAGAUUCUGGGGGAAUCAAAACUUUUCCAUAUCCUAAGGUGGUUAUGGUAAUAGCUCAGAUGGUAAGAGCAGAAGCCUCAGAGGUCUUACACAUAAGGAUAACUCAUUUUCCUUAUAUGCGGACUCCUUAAACCUUUACCGGAAACGAUGGAUUUUUCAGCCAAGACUAGCUACAAUAGAUUUUUAUCUGCUAAUGCCAAUUUUAAUGGUGGUUAGUUCCUGAUAUUGUUUUAUUGCACUGAUGUUCUUAGCCAUGUGUAUAUUAUGCACUAUUUUAUGAUUAUGUAAACCACUUCAAAUAUAGUUUGUAAAGGCUCUAUUUUUUAUAAUUUUUGAAGUCCCAGAUCCACAUCAGAUUUGAGAAAUUCAUGGCAAAUAAAUCCAAUCAACAAUCCACAUAUAUAACAUUAAAUUUGUGUCAAUAGUGCUAAUGUCUCUUCCUGAAGUCCCUGUGGCAGAUAAUAUCACCACACUAUAAACAUAACAAAUGCUCUUAAAUGUUAGUAAGAUUCCAGCGCUAACAACGUGCUACAUUCAUGGUGUUGCUAUUGACCUUUAAAGCUCUAUCUGGCUUGCGGCCAACAUACCUUAAGGACUUCUUCCAUAUGAACCUAUUCCAUCCAUUCCAAUCAUCUUCAGAGGUCCUGCUUUGGGUGCCCCACCAUCUGAGGCUAAAUGGGUGGCAACCUGAGAAAGGGCCUUCUUGCUUGUGGCACUAAAAGUCUGAACUCCCUCCCCAAGGACACCUGCCCAUCUCCCUUUAUUCUGCCUGCAGGAGAAAACUAUUUCAUUUGGCCCUUUCCCCUUGUUUUGAUACUGUGUGUUUAUGUUUUUACUAAAUUAUUUUAUAACCUGUUUUAAUGUUCAAACUUUUUCAUGUUUUUAUGUUCACCACCUUGGAGACCUUAUUUGAGUGGAAAGUUGGCAUUAAAACAUUUUAAAUAAUAGUAAUGCUAAUCCAGAUCAACAAUUAACAUACAUAACAUUAAAUAUAUGUUAAUAGUGCUAAUGUCUUUUCCUGUAGUCCCUGUGGGACUACAGGGACUACCACACUAUAAACAUGACAAACAAAUGCUCUUAAAUGUUAGUAAGAUGGAAUCCUAACUGAAGUUACAUAGGAAAUAGCUGAAGAUAUAGUACAGUAACGGAACAAUAGGAUACAGCUUCUGUUUGUCUUAAUUUGAGAGAACACUUCUUUAAAAUAUUAAAUUCCUGCUAGACAAAAGCCAUGCAUGAGCCUUUGGAUUGAAGCAAUGGAAGUAAUGAAUAAAUAUAUCAAAAAUAAUUUAAUGCAGAAUUCCCUAUGAACUGGUGGUGAUUUUGUAUCUAUUUUUUUAAAAAAAAGAAGUUGGUAAAUAGAAUGUAACAAACUGGUCUGGAAUUUAAUUAAUGCUAACAUGCAACUGGCAAA
This is a messenger RNA of Eublepharis macularius, 2991 nucleotides long. It is a transcript of the gene AP4S1, whose product is annotated as adaptor related protein complex 4 subunit sigma 1. The transcript has 6 exons. Gene Ontology annotation, biological process: protein transport; vesicle-mediated transport. Bases 155 to 589 code for a protein of 144 amino acids. NCBI's taxonomy places the organism in Eukaryota, Metazoa, Chordata, Lepidosauria, Squamata, Eublepharidae. Gene Ontology annotation, cellular component: intracellular membrane-bounded organelle. The record is from RefSeq and is a predicted model, not a curated record.